CAACAAACCCAAUUCAUUCAACGCUUUCGACAUCGCCAAAAACUCACCUCCACUCAUCACUCCUCGCCUUCUUUCUCAUAGCUCGCACUCAGUCCAAUUUCCAUCUCCUCUCACUUGCAUCACAUGUCCAGGCUAUCAUGAAGUGAACCAACCAGGCAUAUCAAGCUCAAGCGAUCUUAGCUUAGUUACACAUCCCCUGCUAAGCAACCCGAGACAGGCCUCACAACAUUCAUCAUCAUGGCGUCGCUUCAAGUCAGAGGACCGGACUUUUCGGUCACAAAGCAGAAAGCGAUUGAGGAUGCAAAUAAAAUGCAAAAAGUGGUUGCCGAGCAGUGCUCAAAAGUCGGAAAGGACCCUCCACAGUAUCGACUGUCAGAGCUCAUUGGCAAAGGCAGUUUUGGUCGGGUCUACAAGGCCACCUCUCUAACAACGAAUCAGCUGGUUGCCGUCAAAAUCAUUGACAUUGAAGAGAGUGACACAGUUAACCCCAAGCUCGCCGAUACAUAUAGCGACUUGCUCAAGGAAAUUAGUGCCCUGCAACUGCUCAGCAACAGUGGCGCCAAGAACAUCAAUCAUGUUAUCGAUGCUCUUCCUGUCGGGCAGUCCAUGUGGAUGAUUACAGAAUACUGCGCUGGAGGCAGCGUGGCUACCCUUAUGAAACCAACCUCACCAGGCGGCCUUCAGGAGAAAUGGAUUAUUCCCAUUUUGCGCGAAGUGGCCGAAGCUGUCUACUGGGUUCACGGCCAGGGUAUCAUCCACAGAGACAUCAAGUGUGCCAAUAUCUUAGUCACGGAGGAGGGCAACGUUCAGCUUUGUGAUUUUGGAGUCGCUGGUGUUAUCGAAACCAAAUUCGACAAGCGCUCAACAGUCAUUGGUACACCCCAUUGGAUGGCCCCAGAACUGUUCGACCCUGCGGCUUCUUAUGGUACUGAGGUGGAUAUAUGGGCUUUUGGCGCCAUGGUCUAUGAAAUUGCAUCGGGUCUACCACCAAGCGUAGCUGCAGGCAUGAUGGACUUCAACAGACUAGGCUCAUACCUCAAACAACACAUCCCUCGACUUGAAGGCGACCGAUAUUCCCAAGGGUUGAAGGACCUCGUGGCGUAUUGCUUGGUUGAUGACCCUAAGAAACGCCCACCAAUUGAGCAAAUUCAGAGACACCGUUACAUAUUCAACACACAGGAUGCUUAUCCUGCUUCGAGCUUGGCACACUUGGUUAGAGGCUACAAGUUGUGGGAAGCUCAAGGCGGUGUUCGCAAGUCUCUCUUCUCCGCAGGAGGAGCCCAAGGGCCACCUGACCUCGCUAGCCUGGCCUUGGACAAUGAUGAGUGGAACUUCAGUACAACCGCUGCGUUCGAUCAACAGGUGCUCCAAACUGGCGACGCUCAAGCUGUGUUUGAUGUUUAUGGCUCCAACGUCGACUUCAAGCAGGAUGAAUUCGACGAUGCUUCCAGAACCCAAAAGCCAAAAUCACGUCGACGUCCGCCACCUCACCUUCCUUCCGUCAAGGCACCACUAGAAAAGCUAUUUGACCCAAAUACGAUAUCGAACUACGAGGACAACUCACGAGCAUAUUAUGGUCGUCCGUUUCCUCCGCCUACUGCCGAUUUCACCCCUCCACCCCCCCCUCCUGCGUCGGAUUUACCGCUAAGAGACGACUCAUCUCAGUCCCCUGGAGUGAGAGAAUCCCUGAUUGAUCUUGACAUGUCCCUAGAUGGUAGCAACCUCUCCGAAUUUGUUGACCUGAACACAAUCAGAGCUGGAGAUCCCAGAGCAUCGACCGACUAUGACUUUGGAGAUGUCUCCUAUAAUAAACCACCACUUAGUGAUCCAGCAGAUAUGAUGAACAACAACCGCAGAACACGAGAUUGGAAGUUCCCCUCCAUGGCCCCUCCCGCCUCAGCAAACCCCGAAAUGUUCAGAUUUCCGUUCAACGAUGACCAAGGGCCAAGUACCAGCCGCCUGAUCCACCCUCCGACAGAGCCAAUCCAGCCUUCGGCGCAGUUCAAUGACCUUGCGGUUCCCUCCCCAGUCAACAACCGAGCGUCGUCAGGCAGUCUCAUUGACUUAGACAUGGGUCUAGCUGAUCCCAUUCCUAUGAGCGACUAUACAAGGCCGUCCACAUCCCACUCGGACGUAGGAUCAUUGGCUGGCUCAGAGUUAGGAGGGGCCGAUCCUUUCCAGCUAGAAAAGCACGCCUCUCUUUACCUUAUGCCCAACAGUAUACGAGAACCAUCCAUCUAUGUAUCUGAUGAUUCUGAGUUUGCAAAUGCGGUUGCAGACCUUUCGCUCAAUAACACCCAGCGACAUGAUCCUCAGAUGUCCUACCAGCAAACACAGUUACCCCUAUAUCAACCCCAGGGACAACCCCAAUCUUCCCAGACCAACGGGAACGCCCCGAGUGAAAGACCUUACUCCCUUAGCGAGUUCGCCGAUACCGAUCCUGAAUCUUUCACUCCACAAACGCUUGCCGCCCCUGAACUUCAACCUCCUCCACUUCAGCCUCAACUAGAUCGGUCACCAGUUCGGGACGAUUACCCUCGAUCUUAUCAACAACAACAGCCAUUCCUUCCGCUUGCACCUACUGCACCCUCACCCCAAGUUAUGGAAGGCCAGGCCUCAUCAGAACAUGUCAAGGAGGAGCUUCGGCGCAUGGCCAUGAGCCUAAGCGAUCAUCUCAGCCACGCGAAUACAUACUUGUCGGGUCUUCCACUUCGAAGAGCGAGCACGACAAGGAUGGAGUCUAUUGAGACCCCUUGAAGACAUUCACGAAUGUAUAUGGGAAUUAAUUAUAUAACACCGUGUGAUCAUGAAGUUCGGAAAUGGCUUGCCAUUACAUUGAAUACUGGUUAAAAGCUGGAUAUUGUGCAAUGCGAUAUAUGAUCAUAAUAAAUCACGAAUAGAAUAUUCAAAAAUUCCCCCCCAUUCACCAAGCUCCUGC
Molecule: messenger RNA, 2938 nt
Organism: Fusarium oxysporum Fo47
Lineage: Eukaryota; Fungi; Ascomycota; Sordariomycetes; Hypocreales; Nectriaceae
Product: kinase-like domain-containing protein
Exons: 1
Coding region: 238-2757 (839 amino acids)
Biological process (GO): protein phosphorylation
Molecular function (GO): protein kinase activity; ATP binding
Source: RefSeq, a predicted model, not a curated record